Messenger RNA from Brachypodium distachyon (stiff brome), 1770 nucleotides. RefSeq names its product pentatricopeptide repeat-containing protein At1g11290, chloroplastic. Gene Ontology annotation, biological process: RNA modification. Gene Ontology annotation, cellular component: intracellular membrane-bounded organelle. The record is from RefSeq and is a predicted model, not a curated record. NCBI's taxonomy places the organism in Eukaryota, Viridiplantae, Streptophyta, Magnoliopsida, Poales, Poaceae. Gene Ontology annotation, molecular function: protein binding; RNA binding. Bases 1 to 1770 code for a protein of 589 amino acids. The transcript has a single exon.
AUGCUGCUGGCUCACGACGCACGUGAGGAUGGCGCCAUCCCCGCCAACGAGUUCACGGUGGCCGCACUCCUGCAGGCCUGUGGACUCGCCAGGGACGAGAGGCUGGGGAGGAUGGUGCAUGGCUACCUUGUGACAAAUGGGUUCUGCGCUGACCCGUUUGUGGUUGGCUCGUUGGUCAACAUGUACGCCAAGGUUGGGGAUGUGGUCAGCGCACGGAGGCUGGUCCUCGGAUUGGCUUGCAGGGAUGUUGUUUCUUGGACUGCAGUUAUAUCAGGGUGCGUGCUCAAUGGGAUGCUGUCAGAGGCUCUCGAGGUGUUCAUCAUGAUGCUGGAAGAUGGUGUCCUUCCCAACCAUGUUACGAUGCUGAGUAUUAUUCAGGCAUGCUCUUUGAUGGGCCACUCCGGAUUGUUCAGUCCGGUGCACGCUCUUGUUGCUCUGUUGGGUCUCAAGGAUGACGUUUCAGUGGUGAAUUCUCUCAUCAUGAUGUAUGCAAAGAAUGGCUUUAUUGAAGAGGCCGCAAGGCUUUUCGAGGAUCUGUACCUUAGGAGAGGAAAUUUGUGCUCUAACGCUGAUGUUCUUGGCGCGCUUACUUAUGGUUGCGCUGUCUCAGGAUCUCUGAAGAAUGGGAGGGAAGUCCAUGCACACUUGAUUAAAACGAGUGCUUUCCCAAGCAUCAGCAUUGAAAACUGCCUCAUGGGCAUGUAUGCUAGAUUUGAGGAAGUUGACUCAGCACAUUUGGUGUUUAAAGGCAUGCAAUUUAAAGAUAUUGUUUCAUGGAACACCAUGAUCUCAUGCCUUGCCAAGAGUGACUAUGUAAAUGAAGCCUUAGAGCUUUUCAGUACUCUUCAUGGUGGUGGUGGUGGUGGUGGGCUUGUGCCCGAUUUCGUCACGGUCUUGAGUGUAGUGCAAGCAUGCUCCAGUGCUGGAUUACUACUGCAAGGGCAGAUGCUCCAUGGAUACAUUACAAAAUAUGGAUUUGUGCAAGACGUCUCGAUCUGCAAUGUUCUAAUAAGCAUGUAUGCAAAGUUAGGAAGAAUUGAUUCCGCUGAGCAGAUCUUCAAGCAGAUGAAUGCUAAGGACCUUGUUUCCUGGAAUUCGAUGAUCAAUUCUUACGGGGUACACGGAGAUGGUCGUUCAGCUCUAAGGUAUUUCUACCAGCUGAUAGAUGCUGGGACACAUACUCCCAAUGCUAUCACGUUUUUGAGUGUGAUAUCGGCAUGCAGUCACUCUGGUUUGAUUUCAGAAGGAUACAUGUGCUUUGAAAGAAUGAGAAAGGACCAUGGCAUUGAGCCAAGCAUGGAUCAUUAUUCUUGUGUAGUUGAUCUGUUUGGAAGGUCUGGGAGGUUCACUGAGGCAGAAGAAUUUAUCAGGGAUAUGCCUGUUCCUCCCAACUCAUCCAUUUGGGGACCUCUCCUAGCUGCUUGCCAGCUUCAUGGGAAUGUUGAUCUUGCAGAAAAGGCAGCUAAAGAAUUAUCAGUCUUGGAACCUGAAAGUGAUAUAUGGAGAGUCUCCUUAUCAAAUAUCUAUGCGUUGGCUGAGAGAUGGAAAGACUCAGCAAAUAUUAGGACUGAAAUGAAGAGAGUUGGUUUGAGGAAGGAGACUGGGUGGAGUUUUGUAGAUGUAGGAGGGGUUGAGGGUUUUAAGUUUGUUUCAGCAGAUACAAGGCAUCAUGACGCCGAACAAAUAUAUGCAGUAUGGCACAGUAUGAACAAGCACAUGGCAGAUGUAGCUGGUGAUAUGCAUCAACUGAGUCUGGUGAGUGUAAUUUAG